UGAGCUAGGAAACAUAUAAAUUGUGAGCUCUCCGCUGUUGUAGGCAUAUUUGACUUUCAGAGAUCCCCGAGAGAGAAAGCCAAGCGAAACACAAGGAAAAUGUACUCACGCUCAAACAGCACGACCCUGACUCUCCAGCGGGAGAGAUUCGCCUUCUCCAGGAUGGCGACCCGCAGCACGGAGCCCGAGGUCUUCACCUUCGAGCGGGUUCCGGCUCAGGCCACCGCCGUGCGCUCCUACGUGCCCAUCCGGCCGAAGAAGCGCUGCACUCGGGUUAUGUACCCCGCAAAAGUCCGCAUGCACCUUCCGCCACCGGAGAAGAGCCAAGCCAAGCGCUGGCUGGUCAUCCUGUGCCUGGUGGUCCUCUGGCAGAUCUGGACCGAGGAGCCCUGCGCCGAGACGCCGCUGGGCAGCUCAGACAGCCCGGUCAGCGACUACCAUGGUUUCACCUUCCAGUCUGAGGAGGAGCGGGCGCUCCAGCGCCUGGAGCUCAGCUCCGACUCCGAGCUCCCGUCAGCCUUCCCGAGCAGCUGCGAGGACGGCAGCUCGUCCAGCGAACAGAUCAUCCCGAGCGCCCCCUGCGCCCAGCCCAGCGAGGAGACGGAGACCAGCGGGUUCGAGCAGAGCGCCGGGAAGAGCUACAUGGUGGCUCUGCUGGUCUACCACAGACUGGGCAGCGACAACUAAGUCUGCCAGGACUGGUUUUACUGUAAACCGCCCGAGUCUGGGCUUCUUGGAUCGAAAAUGAUGCCGAGAUGGAGUUGAUCCUGAGUAGUACCUGGAGAGCAGCGGUGCGUCCCGCAUAGCCAGGAGCCAGGCUCCACGCGUCGGCUUGUCCCUGCCAGAGGUCCCCCUGAGAGUGGAGGAGGACACAGUCUGCAGAGGGACACGAGGAAGAAAGAAAGAAAGAAAGAAAGAAAGAAAGAAAGAAAGAAAGAAGAGAACUGUGAACACUUACAAAAAGCAAAACAAAAAAAACUGAAACUUGAACUCUUGAAAACUUGAACUAAUUUCUGUGUAAUUUACACAUAGACUCUAACUGCACAAAGAGGCCUGCUGGCAAACUGUAUGUUUUACAAGUUUAUGUCAUGGAAAACUGUCACUCCUGUAGGCCACCGAGCUGAAACGGACACUGUUUGUUGUCUACAUGUCUUAUUUAGUUAUUUAUUCUGUUAUUUGCUAUUUAUUUAAUAAUAAUUUUAAUAAAAAAAUGUCUAAACAAA
Acanthopagrus latus (yellowfin seabream) is the source of this 1223-nucleotide messenger RNA. It is a transcript of the gene ier3, whose product is annotated as immediate early response 3. The transcript has a single exon. The record is from RefSeq and is a predicted model, not a curated record. The coding region runs from base 100 to 687 and encodes 195 amino acids. Lineage: Eukaryota; Metazoa; Chordata; Actinopteri; Spariformes; Sparidae. Gene Ontology annotation, biological process: negative regulation of apoptotic process.